This is a messenger RNA of Lactuca virosa, 1362 nucleotides long. The record is from the annotation of a GenBank genome assembly. Lineage: Eukaryota; Viridiplantae; Streptophyta; Magnoliopsida; Asterales; Asteraceae.
AUGAGAUGGAUUUCAGACGUGGAGGGGUGUUUCUUCACCUGCUCGUGUCCUGCUGAACAGAAGGUCAGGUGUGCUCUGAACCUGCUUAGGUCUGGGGCCAAGGACUGGUGGAGACUUGCGACUGGGUCGUACACUGAUGAUCAGAGAGCUGCUGUUACUUGGGAGCAGUUCAGGGAUAUGUUCCGCGCCCGUUACAUUCCACGGGUUGAGCGGGAGCGAUUGGCACAGGAGUUUUUGAGCUUGAGACAGGAUGGGGAGUCGGUGACGGAGAUCACCCGAAUGUUCGCUGAGAGGGCGAUGUUUUGCCCGAAGUUUGCUUCAGAGCAGGCUCAGAUGACCCGUUAUCUGAGCAUGCUCAAGACGGAUAUCCGUCAGUUUGUGUCUACCCAGCGAUGUGAUACUCUUCUAGAGUUGCAGGAGACCGCCAGACGGCGUGAGUUGGAGAUUGAGCAGAAGUUGAGAGAACAGCGGCAGGCCCCGGCACAUUCUCAGCCGGCGCCGAAGCGGUCAAAGACCGCUGAUACUAGGACCGGGGGUCAGCAGAGCCGCACUUGUGGGAAGUGUGGCAAUGGUCAUUUUGGUGUUGGCCAUUUGAAGGCCAACUGCCCGUUACUCGCCGCCAAACCGGCGCAGGCUCCAGCGCCGACUACUUUGAGGAUCACGGAUGGGAGACCAGUCAGGGCAGAGCCUCCGAAGGCUCAGGGUCGUGCCUUCCAGCUUACAGCGGAGGAGGCCAGAGCAGCACCAGAUGUGGUUGCCGGUAUGUUUCUAUCCUUUAUCUCGUUUCCUAUAUUUGAUGGGGCGAGUCGGUCCUUCGUGUCUCAGUCGUUUAGUAGGGAGUUCAGUGUGCCUGUGGGCGAGCUAGAGUGUCCGUUGCGAGUGUCUAUCGCCAACGAGCACGGGGUUUCUGCAUCGUCAGUUUAUAGAGGGUGUGACUUAGAGAUUUUCGGGGUAUCCUUUCCGAUAGAUUUGAUUCCGAUCCCCAUGGGGGAGGUGUGCAUGAUUGUGGGCAUGGAUUGGCUCAGUCGGUUCGGUGCUAUGAUUGAUUGCGAGGGCCAGCGAGUGGUAGUUCGAAGCCCAAGAGGGGGAGAACUGAUUGUAUAUGGCGAGGGCACCAGAGUGGGCAUGGAUUGGCUCAGGGUUUUGUUCAGCUGCCAGGACUCGACAGUACAUUCAGCACGGGUGUGCGGGUUAUCUAGCGUAUGUGGUAGAUACGCGAGUCAGGGAUCAGAUUCCGGUUUCCGAUGUACCGGUGGUCAGGGAGUUCGCAGAUGUGUUUCCAGAGUAGUUGCCAGGGAUACCUCCGGAGAGGCAGGUCGAGUUCAGGAUCGACCUGGUGCCAGGUGCGGCCCCUAUCGCUAA